This is a messenger RNA of Helicoverpa zea (corn earworm), 1109 nucleotides long. Its product is annotated as lactosylceramide 4-alpha-galactosyltransferase-like. NCBI's taxonomy places the organism in Eukaryota, Metazoa, Arthropoda, Insecta, Lepidoptera, Noctuidae. The transcript has 3 exons. The coding region runs from base 1 to 1047 and encodes 348 amino acids. The record is from RefSeq and is a predicted model, not a curated record. Gene Ontology annotation, biological process: glycosphingolipid biosynthetic process. Gene Ontology annotation, molecular function: hexosyltransferase activity.
AUGAACAUGGCUCAGAAAUGCAUUCUGCUUAUAACUACAGCGUUCUCCAUAGUGACAAUCGUUCAUAUCUUCUGUGACAAGAAUCACAGUGGAGAAAGAAAAGGUAGAUACUAUUUCCCCCGAUGGAAGAAAGCUGUGCCUAACAUAACAUGCCAUAAUUCACAUAAAUCUCUAAAUAACGAUACCUUACCAUCAGUAGAAGACAAAAGUUUCAAUCCGAAAAGCAAAUCAAUAUUCUUCCACGAGACGUCGUGCCGCGGCGGCGUGGACUCGCGGCAGGCGUGUGCCGUGGAGUCCGCCGCCAGAGCCAACCCUGACUGGGAAGUGUACUUGCUGUUUAACGCGCCCGUCUCUGACGCGAUGCUCAAGAAGAGCUGCCUCGUCAAGCUGCUGCAGUACAGCAACGUCAGGCUGGCCAGGAUACACGCGGCCAGCUUCUCUAAGGAGUCCGCCGUGCAGCAGAUAGUGAGGAGCAAGCUGCCUCACAGUCGGUACCCGGUCGAGCACAGCGCUGACAUCAUGAGGAUGCUCACGCUGCACCGGUGGGGAGGACUCUCCUUAGAUCUUGAUAUGUUGGUAGCAAAGUCAUUCAAUAACCUACCAAAAAACUGGAUUGUGAAAGAAACUAUCAAGGAGCUAUCGACAGGAGCUAUGGCGUUUUCAAGAGAAGGAAUCGGACACAAUUUCACUGGCGAAGUGCUUAAAGAAAUGUCUAAGAAAUAUGACAAUAAGAGCUGGUCUGGCAAUAGUCCCUUAAUAAUACAGAACGUGCUGCGUCGAUACUGUAACCGUACCGUGGAUAAAUACGGCUUUUGCAAUGGCGUCAACAUCUUCAGGCAUGACAUGUUUUACCCGAUUCAUUACGCAUCAACCGCCUCAUACUUUGAAGCGAAGCCACUCAACUUAACUUAUGAACCGUACACGUAUCAUUUAUGGAAUGCACUGACGGAGAUCUACGAUGUUCAUCCGAAUUCGACUUACGCGCGAUUGGCAAGAAAAUAUUGCCCAAAGAUUUAUAGAAUGUAUGCUACAUCAUUCGGGGUUUAGAAGCAGAAGAUAGGAAGCGGUGAAUUUCUGAUCACCUUGAUUUGAUAUAAAAUUAAAUAUUU